GCCUGUCCAUCAAGCUGCCUGGCUGAGAGACAGACACGCAGAAGUUCAUGUUUUCCUACUCACUCCAUCUCCUCGUCUUCUACCCGGGCAAGCUGUCCAGCCCUCUUUGUCUCGUGGCCUCAAAGCACAUUUUUUCCUUAACAAGCUGCGGUCGUCCUUUCCAGCCUUUUAAAUCCUCUUUCCACCUUCUGGACUGCCUUCCUCUUCCUUAGGAUACUGUUUUUAUUUUUCCUUUUGUUUGUACGCUUUUUUUUCUCCCUGCUCUCAUCUCGUUCUUUCAGUUCCACCGGUUCCCCUCCAUCCAUCCUUUCCCAUCCGUUCUCCUCCCUUCCUCCAUCUCUCUGCACCAUGCUCUCCUCUCCUACUGUGAUUCUCCAGCCUUAUGGACUGCCUGUUUACCCUCAAACCGCUUCCUGCUACCCCAGCAUUGUUCAGGGCGCCCCGGGUCAGGAGGCUGGGCCUGGCAGCGGGGACCCCUCCCUCCCCCAAGUCUAUGCCCCACCCCCCUCCUACCCACCCCCUGGACAAGCCCCACCCACUCCUGCCAGCAGACUUCCACCUCUGGAUUUUAGUCCCGCCCAUCCAGGUUCAGAGUACCAGGAUCACCACCAGCUAAGGGUUUAUCAAAGCUCCCAGCACGAGGGAGCGGAAGCCUUAGCGGCAAGCGGCACGGACGACCCCUUAGCCCCCGUGACUUCUGACCCACAGGCUCUCAGUGUCUCUGUGUCAUCGGGAGGUGGGGCAGGGGGUGGCGCAGAGGAGGAAGGCUCUGGAAAAGCUCAGCCAAAAAGGCUUCAUGUCUCGAAUAUCCCAUUUAGAUUCCGGGAUCCUGACCUCCGGCAGAUGUUCGGCCAAUUUGGCAAGAUUCUGGACGUGGAAAUAAUCUUCAAUGAGCGUGGCUCAAAGGGUUUUGGCUUUGUGACCUUCGAAAACGCGAUGGAAGCAGACAGAGCCAGGGAGAAACUGAACGGGACGAUUGUGGAGGGAAGGAAAAUAGAGGUAAAUAACGCCACAGCUAGAGUGGUCACUAAGAAGCCACAGACUCCACUGGUCAAUGCUGCUGGAUGGAAGAUCAAUCCAGUGAUGGGAGCAAUGUAUGCCCCUGAGUUGUACACCGUGGCCAGUUUCCCAUAUCCCGUGGCCACACCCACCUUGGCAUACAGAGGAUCUGCUCUGCGGGGGCGGGGGCGUGCGGUCUACAAUACCAUUCGCUCUGCAGCAGCUGCCACGCCCACCGCUGUCCCCGCCUACCCUGGGGUGGUGUAUCAAGAUGGUCUAUAUGGAGCAGAAGUCUAUGGAGGUUAUCCAGCCGCAUACCGUGUAGCUCAGUCAGCCUCUGCUGCUGCCGCCACCUACAGCGAUGGUUAUGGUAGAGUUUACACCACCGCCGCUGAUCCAUACCAUCAUACCGUGGGGCCCACAGCUACAUAUGGAGUGGGAACAAUGGCAAGCUUGUAUAGAGGAGGAUACAACCGGUUCACACCAUACUGAGCCCCUGGAGAUCCCACUGUGAUGUCACUUCCUGUCCAUCCGGUCCCAACACAUCAGAAGACGGGCUCUGACAGCAAGCUGAGGAAUGUUUCCCUUCGUGUCUGACAUACUGCCCGUAAGGACGCUAACUGUAUAUAAUGUAGCUGAGUAGUCGAAUAUUUAUUUAAGUAGAGAUUUGUGGAAAAGGGGUGAUUUAAAAUGUUUAUAUAAACUUUUUUUUUGAUAGUCAAAUUUGGUUUUGAAACCCCAAGUGCUACAACAAAUGAGGAGCUCUCUUGCACCAAGAGGUGUAAGUCAGGGCUGCUGCAGUCUGUGGGACAUUGUUCUUUUUGUAAUAGCAGAAACAAUGCAGUGGUACAGUGUAUCAAGCUUCCAAGCUGUACCACACAGGCACUCAAAUGGACAUGAGUAUUUACUGAACCUACUCAUUCUAUGGAUAUGACGACGUUUUAAAUUUGACUGUGUUUAAUUUUACUGAGUGUGCAAUAAUAUCUGCAGAGCUAGGAGACUCGACAAAGCUAGAGUCCUAAAUGUAGUGUCUGAGUGUGUGUGUGUGUGUGUGUGUGUGUGAGCAAACAGGACAGUGUGUAAAUAGUGAGGAUUUACCAAAAGUACAGGAUGAAAUGAAGCAACGACAAGUGCAGUGUUGAUGGUAAAUGACUCACAGAAAUUCUUUUCUCAAGAUGAUGAUGUCUGCUGCUCCUACUCUAAUCUCGCCAUAAAAACUACCUCUCGUUUUAUAUUUUGGUUACGUGAGUCCUUUCUCCGGUUAUGUCCUAAAUUAAGAGAAAGCACAGUAUGGUUAUUCCCAUCUGACUUUCCCGAUUCCCAUCCGACGGCACUCUUUUGCUUCUCUUCUGCUAUUCUGCUAUUAUCUUCCUUUUAUACUGUUUCAGGCCUUCCUUCCAAAAGUAACUGUAUGGCCAUCUUUCACUCUCUCUCUUUUCUGUUCUAUGUAGCAUUCUCUAGCUUUUAAAUCAAUAAACCUCUGAUUUCUCUGUUUUCUUA
Brienomyrus brachyistius is the source of this 2499-nucleotide messenger RNA. It is a transcript of the gene rbfox1l, whose product is annotated as RNA binding fox-1 homolog 1, like. The transcript has 12 exons. Gene Ontology annotation, molecular function: mRNA binding. The record is from RefSeq and is a predicted model, not a curated record. Gene Ontology annotation, cellular component: cytoplasm; nucleus. Bases 349 to 1491 code for a protein of 380 amino acids. NCBI's taxonomy places the organism in Eukaryota, Metazoa, Chordata, Actinopteri, Osteoglossiformes, Mormyridae. Gene Ontology annotation, biological process: regulation of alternative mRNA splicing, via spliceosome; nervous system development.